UAGUGCGAAGCAGCAAACAGCAAACAUUAUAAGGAAAAUUUCUAAAUAUUUGCUCAUAUUUCUACAAAGGACAUGGCAUCAAUAACCAAUGAUCUGGAUAUUCUAAAAUGUCAAGAUUCUGCAAUCAAAAAAUUUUAUACAAAUCGCAGCAUUCUAAUAACAGGCGCUACAGGAUUUUUGGGAAAAGCAUUGAUAGACAAAAUAUUGCGGUCUUGCCCCGACGUAGAAAAAUUAUAUUUACUCGUGAGAGCUAAAAAAGGAAAAAAUGUUUUGGAAAGAGUGGACACCUUAUUUGAAGACCCUGUAUUUGAUCAAUUAAAACUAGACAUGCCAAAUUAUCGACAUAAAAUAAUAGGGAUUAAUGGCGACUGUUCAAUAGUGGGACUUGGUUUAAAUGAAAAAGACAGAAAAAUGAUUUGUAGCAAAGUUUCUAUAUGCAUUCAUAGUGCUGCUACAGUUAGGGAUAAAUAA
This is a messenger RNA of Ctenocephalides felis (cat flea), 471 nucleotides long. Its product is annotated as putative fatty acyl-CoA reductase CG5065. NCBI's taxonomy places the organism in Eukaryota, Metazoa, Arthropoda, Insecta, Siphonaptera, Pulicidae. The transcript has 6 exons. The record is from RefSeq and is a predicted model, not a curated record. The coding region runs from base 73 to 471 and encodes 132 amino acids. Gene Ontology annotation, cellular component: peroxisome. Gene Ontology annotation, molecular function: alcohol-forming very long-chain fatty acyl-CoA reductase (NADP+) activity. Gene Ontology annotation, biological process: long-chain fatty-acyl-CoA metabolic process.